GAGAGACAGAGAGGGGGGGGUUGCCUCAGAACUCAACAGCUGCACAGUGAGGACUCGAACAAAUAUGAGAUUCAACAUUCAAACAAAUUGACUAGGUGAGCUUGUCGUGCCAGCAGCAGAAACAACAACAACGCGUUUUGUGCGAAAUGAAGAAAGAACUAAAACAGCAGCGAGCUCACUGAACUCAGCCGCUCGGCACUGUCAGUGUCAUUAUUAAUCCGGAAACUCUCAGUUUGGUUCCUAACAUUCUGGACAGUGCAUAGAGCGUUGUUUUUUUCCACCAGAAGACGACAAUGCCGACUCACUCAUCACUGCCGUUUGUGGAGAGCCCAGAUGGCCUUGCUCAAGAUAUUCUUAUUAGUAACAAUGCAAACAUCCCGGGGCCUGGCUCCAGCAUGACGCCACACGCCACCUACUCUGAAAAGGCUGUGUUGCAAUCCGGAGGAAGUGUAUCAGUAUCUUGUAUGUUUUGUGACCUGACCUUUGCCCAUCAGGAUGAGCUGGGACCCCACGUACUUACGCAGCACCCCACCACUUUUUUUGAACCAACCGUGCUCCGAGUCGAAGCCGAGUUCAGGAUCCCAGGAGAGAGACCCCGGCCCAAACCCAGCACCCUCCCUGUUGAGAAAGAGGAGGUUCACAGCUGUAUUGUGUGUGGUCAGGUUUCACAAGACGCCAGUGAGCUGGAGACCCACAUGAGGAAGCACAAAGACUAUUUUACUUACUGCUGCAAUGUGUGUGGGCGGAGGUUUAGAGAGCCCUGGUUCCUCAAGAACCACAUGAAAAUGCAUGUGAAACCAGGAGUCAAGAGCAAGGCCCAGCAAGACCUGGACACCCCUGUCACGGUCAAUGAUGUCGUCCAGGAGCAAGCACCAGAAGCCGUAGUCACUGUUUACAAAAUGUGCAUGGUUUGUGGGUUUUUCUUCCCUGACCACGACAGUUUAGUUGAACAUAGUAAAGUGCACAAUCGAGAGGUGGAGCCGGGGAAAGAUAAAGACAAGGAGAGCAUGGAUGACACUACUGAACCCCCUCAAAAACAAGAAUCCUUUCUUCAGAGUCUAGGACUUAGGUCUCACCCUGCAGGAAAAAGUUUGCUAGAAGAGAGAUCAUCAAAAUGGAUCCCUCAGCUGGAUCCCUUCAACACAUAUCAGGCCUGGCAACUUGCAACAAAAGGCAAGAUAGCAGUGGGCCCUAAUACGACUAAAGAUCUGGGCCAGGAAGCCAGCACAGACAACGAAGAAUGCGGCUCGGAUAAGGAGGAGUUGAAUAAUAUUUGGACGGAGGGACAAGGAGACAAAGCCACAAAAGAGGUACUUGGAAGAGAGCUCCGGUCUCAGACGCAGACUGCAGCAGAAAACCCCCAACCACAGAGGAGGUCUCUGAUGCAAAAAGAUAAAGAGAGGCCGACAACGUGCGAGGAAUGUCAGAGAACCUUCAGGACCUACCACCAGUUAGUCCUCCACUCCAGGGUCCACAAACGCGAGAGAGGAGGGGAAGAGAGUCCGACCUCUUCUUUGGAGGGGAAGUUGUCGAGGGUGAACUCGCUUGAAAACGCAGAGGAAGGCUCCGAGGAGGGAUUUGAGGAGGCGGCUUUGACUGAAAACCUGGGUCCAGGUGAAGAUGGAUUUGACCGUUCAAAAGUCCGAUCGAAAGCAUGCAGCUACUGUGGGAAAUCAUUCAGAUCAAGCUAUUACCUCACAGUUCACCUGAGGACACACACAGGUGAAAAACCGUUCAAGUGUGCUUAUUGUGAUUACGCUGCAGCCCAGAAAACCUCUCUGAAGUAUCACCUGGAUCGCCGCCACAAGGAUAAACCUUAUGUAGAAAUUCCCAGCAGACCGGUUCCUUUAGCGUCCUCUCCAAAUGAUGUGAAACCUGACCAUGAGAAUCCAGCUCCAAAUAGAUCCAAACUCUGGGUUCCUGCAGCCAGACCGGGCUCCAGUGGAAUGCCAAAGGACAGAUUUGACAACAUGGGCUGCAAGCUGAGCAAACCGCUCAUCCAGAUGAAUGCUGAGUAUGAGAAAUUAAUUGCAAAGUCCGCUUACUCCCCGAUUGAUGAUGUGGUCGUAAAGUGCCCCGUACCUGUUAACCUGAAGAUGGAGAGGGAGGAAAUAAAAGACGAGAACUCUGAGGCCCCAUUAAAUCUGUCCUUAAAAGUGUCUCUCUCCAUCUCAGCCGGUGCAGAACCAAGAAUUGCAUUAACUCCAAUCGCCUGUUCGUUUUGUGCGUAUAAAACCAUGUACCCUGAAGUUCUGAUAAUGCACAAAAAGCUGACGCACAAAGACAAGUCGGACUGUGCGAAAAAGAACGGAUUUGGAGGAAGUGUGAAACAAAAGCGUUACACAGGUUGUCCUCCUGCACUUGAAGGGAAGGAUGUCACCCCGCUGCCGAUGAUAGAUCGGCCGCAUCCUCGUCGGACAAAGUCCCCGCCCCCUCAACCUGCUAAACCGCAAGAAAAGGCGCCGAUUAACCUGCCGCACGCCCCCAAGCGAUCCCCAAUUCAUGCACCCUCACAUGAUGUCACCCAGGAGAGCCAUCGUCUUCAGACUAAUUCACAUCCCAGUCAGGACUCGACAAGGUUCACAGAGCUCAUGAGGAAAUCAAACACGGCUACCAAACAUGUCCUGGACCACCCGGCCCCCCCAGAGAGAGUGGGAAUCGGCGAGCGGAGCUACCCGGCGAGGAGCGGCGUCAUUUGGCAAUCGGAUGCCAGACUGUGCCUUUCAAGCCGUUUCGGGAGGCUCCCGCAGAUGGAUUUUGGUGAACCCUCCAGCAAGAAGUUAAAGUAUGUGGUGCCUACGGGACGGGAAGCGGAGACGAGCGAGAAGCCGGGAUUUAGAGGAUCAACAUCGGACGCAUCCAGCAGGCUGCUCCUCUCAGGGAGGAGUGUGAAGAGCACGUCGCAGGGGCAGAGCACGCCUUCGCUGUCUGACACUUUGAAAACAUCCUCUGCAGCGAUUGGAGGAGGUCUGGACUCUGAUUGGAGCAUGAUGAACCUCCUGCGCUCGUACACGCCCAAUGACCUGGCGUCUCUCUAUCACAGCACACCUGCCAACCCCAAUCACGGAGGCCUGACCAACCCAAGAGCAGGGGGCAGAACUGUGCUGUACCAACACUUACCCACUCUGCCCAACCUGCAGAGGAGAGACCCCUCAGGCCCCUUCGCUAACCAACGCUAUGGGACCACUGACAAAAGUAACUAGAGUGGGCACCAAGAUUUGAACUUUGCUGCUACCUUAUUUGGACAACUUCUUGGAAUAUAAGUUUAAGAUAAACAUUUAGGAGGGAUGGUUUGUGCUGAAAAAAGGGCCCUGGCUCCCUUAAUUUGAUAUAUAUUGUUUUUUUUUCCAGUCAAGGAAAACUGUGCUGCAUAAACAUUUCAGGGCAGAGGCCUUUAAGAUAUUUUUUUCUUUUGUUUAAAAAAAAAAACCAGUGCAGGUAAAGUUUCCUAAAAGAUAUAUUUCCACGGGUGUGCACUGUGAUGUUUUCUCCCUUUUCAUUCUGUUAGUUCAUCCAUAUCUGAUCCAGACUCUGUACAUGUCUAUGACAUAACAGCAAAGUUUUGUAUUUGGGGUAGGGUUAGUAUAUCUCUUAAGCGUUCAGUACAUAAAAUUCUAUUGAAUAAAAAUGUAUGAAUUAUAAUUUUUGUGAAAAGAAAAAAAAAAAAAAAAGCUGCUGCUGCUGCCCAGUUCACUUCCUGUUGAUGUCCAUGCAGCAGUUUAGAACUUUUCUCUUUUACUUUUCCCUUUUUUUUUUUCCAAGACACUGAGGGGUGUGUGUGGGAAUUUUUUUGGAAUAACUUGACGGCUUCGGGCCACAGAAAAAAAAAAAAAAAGAGUCCUGUGUAUGUUGAAGUGGUCUACCUCAUGUUGUGCUCUCGACACUGUUAUUUUCAUUUUUUUAAAAAGCUGCUGUAGCUAUCAUGUCAGCUGGGCCUCUGUACCGAGCAGAGCCACAUGUUUUGAGUUGGAGUGUGACUAGAUGGACAUGUGUUCAUCAGGCAGCCGCACAAAACACACACACACACAUCUGGUGACGGAACAACUACUGCUGCGGCCGGGCCGAACCGACCUGUGGCAUGUGAUUAACUGUAACACAAUUCUUCUGGUGGAUUUCUUUGAUAUGCUCUAUAUUUACGAGCCCAGUUUUAAACACAGAACAGAUUUUGUUCAGGUUGUUAUUUGUCUUCUUAAAAAUGGCAAACGGUUAUCAUCUGCUUUAGUUGGUACCUCAGAUCCAUCAGCUGUACGAGGUUCUGUUUGUGUGUGAAAUGCUCAUGGCUGUGUUCUCUGAACUGCACAGUCAGCAGUUUGCUAACGUUGAGCCUUUAAAAGUGUCGUUUCAUCCACUGCUCUCGUUUGACUGUGUAGUUUAGACAGAAUGAAAAUGUAACAGCAGCUAUGUCGAUGGAUGUCUGGAUUGAAUUCUACACUGUGAACAGAGUCUCAGGUGAACUCAUUUAUCAGCUUAGUUAGUCUUCUUUUGUCAUUUUUGAAUUGUUGCCACUUUGAAAGCCUUUGGUUUAAGUUAUUUCUUUUUGUUGUCGUUGUUUGGUUAGUAACCCACAUGUGUACUUAUGUAAAAAUGAAAAAUAUUGUUUGAGAUUUGUAUUACACAUUUCAAUAAUAAAGUGAGAGGCGAACA
Messenger RNA from Labrus bergylta (ballan wrasse), 4644 nucleotides. RefSeq names its product zinc finger protein 217 (gene znf217). Gene Ontology annotation, cellular component: nucleus. Gene Ontology annotation, molecular function: RNA polymerase II cis-regulatory region sequence-specific DNA binding; DNA-binding transcription factor activity, RNA polymerase II-specific. Lineage: Eukaryota; Metazoa; Chordata; Actinopteri; Labriformes; Labridae. The record is from RefSeq and is a predicted model, not a curated record. Gene Ontology annotation, biological process: regulation of DNA-templated transcription.